Messenger RNA from Scomber scombrus (Atlantic mackerel), 561 nucleotides. RefSeq names its product phospholipase A and acyltransferase 3-like. The record is from RefSeq and is a predicted model, not a curated record. Gene Ontology annotation, cellular component: cytoplasm. The transcript is spliced from 5 exons. Gene Ontology annotation, biological process: N-acylphosphatidylethanolamine metabolic process. NCBI's taxonomy places the organism in Eukaryota, Metazoa, Chordata, Actinopteri, Scombriformes, Scombridae. Gene Ontology annotation, molecular function: A2-type glycerophospholipase activity; glycerophospholipid phospholipase A1 activity. The coding region runs from base 40 to 486 and encodes 148 amino acids.
UUUUCUACUACUUUCUGUUUCCCACACACAGCAGUCAAAAUGGAUGCCAAGAACCCAAAAGAAGGUGACAUGAUUGAAUUCCCCCGUAGUGGCUAUAAGCACUAUGGUUUGUACACUGGUGAUGGGGAAGUUGUUCACUUCACUCCUGGAGAUGGAAAAGGCGGCUCUCUAGCUCCAUCAACUGUGGUGGGAGGUUCUGUGGAGGGCGCAGUAAGGAAAGACAAACUCCAAGAUGUGGCUGGUACAACUGAUUGGAAAGUGAAUAACAUACAGGACAACAAACGGGAACCUAAACCAACCCAGGAAAUUGUGGCUGCAGCCCUUUCGUCGGUGGGUCAGGAAAGGCCAUACAGUGCCACCAGUUCGAACUGUGAGCACUUCGCCACCGAGUGUCGUUACGGCAAAGCUGAGUCUGCUCAGGUGAAGAAGGUGGAGAAGGCUGCAGAGAUUUUCCGUCAGCACUUAGCUGAUGAAUUAUUUCAAUAAAAAAGCUUUUCUUUUGAGUCAAAGGGCACAAAUGUUCCCACCCUGCCCUUGUGAAAAUAAAAGUAUCCAAGUAUA